Arabidopsis lyrata subsp. lyrata is the source of this 973-nucleotide messenger RNA. Its product is annotated as membrane steroid-binding protein 1. Gene Ontology annotation, cellular component: endomembrane system; membrane. The record is from RefSeq and is a predicted model, not a curated record. The transcript has 2 exons. Bases 163 to 819 code for a protein of 218 amino acids. NCBI's taxonomy places the organism in Eukaryota, Viridiplantae, Streptophyta, Magnoliopsida, Brassicales, Brassicaceae.
AAACAAUUAACGAAGGAAGUAAUUCACAACUAAAACAACAAUAGAGUCAAAGACCCAACCACUCUCUAUCUAGCACAAAAAAUCUGACUUUUACAAAGACAAAAGUGAGAAAACCUUUUCAACACUUGAUCUUCUCUUCUCUUCUCUUCUGUUGUCUCAACCAUGGCGCUAGAACUAUGGCAAACUCUCAAAGAAGCAAUCCAUGCAUACACAGGUCUCUCUCCUGUAGUCUUCUUCACCGCUCUCGCUCUCGCCUUCGCCAUCUACCAAGUCAUCUCAGGCUGGUUUGCCUCACCGUUCGAUGAUGUUAACCGACAUCAGAGAGCUAGAUCCUUGGCUCAAGAGGAUGAGCCACCGAUUCCUCAGCCUGUUCAAGUCGGUGAGAUCACAGAAGAGGAGCUUAAACAGUACGAUGGCUCUGAUCCUCAAAAGCCCCUUCUUAUGGCUAUCAAACAUCAGAUCUAUGAUGUUACACAAAGCAGGAUGUUCUACGGACCAGGAGGACCAUAUGCUUUGUUUGCAGGGAAAGACGCUAGCCGAGCUCUUGCAAAGAUGUCGUUUGAGGAGAAAGAUCUGACUUGGGAUAUCUCUGGUCUUGGUCCCUUUGAGCUAGAAGCUCUUCAGGACUGGGAAUACAAGUUCAUGAGCAAAUAUGCUAAGGUUGGUACUGUCAAAGUGGCCGGUUCAGAACCUGAAACCGCAUCUGUGUCUGAACCCGCAGAGAAUGUUGACCGAGAUGCUCAUGUAACCACAACGCCUGAGAAUACCGCUGUUGAUAAGAGUGAUGAGGCUCCUGCUGAGACUGAGUUGAAGGAGUAGAGCCCAUUUCCAAGAUUUGCUCUGAUUUUUCAUAGAGACCAGUUUUAAGAAAGGAUUGUAGAAUCUCUAUUGUUGAAGUGUCAAUGAUAAUCUUGUUUUACUUUCCCAAAAAAUAAAGAUUGCUGAUUAAUGAUAAGACAAAAGGUUUUAUAAA